GCCCACCCCUACUUUCAAGUGCUUUUCUCUUACCAGAGGAUAUUUUUCUUUUGAAAUUCGUUACCUUUCAACGCUUGUUUGCCCUCUCUUGCGAAUAUCUAAUACUCCCUCCGGUUUUUAAUAAACUUCACACUUUCCUUUUUGGGACGGUCUAAAAUAAACUUCACACUUCCUUAUUUCCUUUUUUGGCAAAGAAAUCUAUAUCAAACAGUGUCAAACAGUGUCUCAACAGUGCCAAACAGUGUCUCUAUAGUGCCAAACAGUGCCUCAACAGUGUACUCUACAGUAAAGUCAAAUUUCUUUCCUUAUUUUGUGUGAAGUCAAAGUGUGAAGAUUAAAUAAAAACGGAGGGAGUAGCAUUUCUCCCAAGAUACAAUUUCAUUUCAGGUGAAAACUGAAAUUCUGAUGCUUUUUACCUCAGGCUUUAUUGAAUUUCCUUUCAUCUUGAAUUGAUUUUUACCGCCGCUGCUCAUUUUCCUGCUCGAUUCAAGAAAGUAUUUGUGCAGAUCAAUCUCCAUGCGAUUUUAAGUUUUAAGUCCAGUUUGCUUUCUUUUCCUUUAUAUUCUUCUCCAUUUUUUCGUUCAGGGAUUAUUUAAAUAUUGAAUUGAAUGGAUGAGCCCAGUAGUUCCUCUGCAGUUCCUUAUCGAGGCUGGAGAAAAGCUGUGUACCAGUUUACGCAACAAAAUCUCCCAGCCUGUAAACCUGUUUUAACACCGGCAUGGGUUAUUUCAACAUUUUUCAUCAUAGGAUUCAUCUUUAUUCCCAUGGGGCUUUUCUUCCUUCAUACUUCACAAAGUGUUGUUGAAAUUGUUGAUGGGUAUGAUACUGAGUGUGUACCUGUACCAUUUAGAAACAGCAAAGUGGCAUAUAUCAAAGAUGACUCAGUUUCCAAAAAUUGUACCCGAUACUUGAAGGUUCCUAAGCACAUGAAGGCUCCAAUAUAUGUUUAUUAUCAGCUUGAUAACUACUAUCAAAACCACAGAAGGAAAAUGCUUGAAGGGAAGUGUUUCUAGGCUUGCAGGGAUCAUUCCUGGAGAAAAUUGCACCCUGAAACUCAGCGUACAGGCUAAGCGAGAGUUGAGCAAUCCUGAAAGUUCGCGCAACUCCUUCGGAACGAAGAACAGGAACGCGCAACUACACUCCUGCGCGAUUUCGAGUAUCGCGCAACUCUUCCUGCGCGAACUUGGACUUGCACCUUUAUUUUCACAGGUUGAGCGAUCCCAACAUAGCGCAAAAACAGCUCCUGCGCGAUCUGAACUUCGCGCAACAUACCUGCCCGAUCUCAAACUUGAGCGAUCUCUACACUUGAGCGAUCCUCUUGUUGCGCGAUUUGGAGGCUGAGCGAUUUGGACUUAGGAUUUUUUGUUGUUGAGCAAUCUUUUAGCAAGUUGAGCGAUCCUUUGAGAGUUGAGCGAUCUUUUGUAAAAGUUGAGCGAUCUUUAUAAAGUUGAGCGAUCUUUGUAAAGUUGAGCGAUCUUUUGUAAAGUUGAGCAAUCUUUUGUAAAAGUUG
Molecule: messenger RNA, 1510 nt
Organism: Cuscuta epithymum
Lineage: Eukaryota; Viridiplantae; Streptophyta; Magnoliopsida; Solanales; Convolvulaceae
Source: the annotation of a GenBank genome assembly